Messenger RNA from Drosophila persimilis, 3309 nucleotides. RefSeq lists its product as uncharacterized. The transcript has 3 exons. The coding region runs from base 462 to 2645 and encodes 727 amino acids. The record is from RefSeq and is a predicted model, not a curated record. Gene Ontology annotation, molecular function: sequence-specific DNA binding. NCBI's taxonomy places the organism in Eukaryota, Metazoa, Arthropoda, Insecta, Diptera, Drosophilidae.
CAACAAACCAACAGAGGAAUGGCAUUGCAACCCGGAUUGUGCUGACAAAAAACACAUGCAACAGAAUAAAAGACCCUGUGCAUCGUGAAACAACACAACGACGAGAAACAGAAGAAAAGCAGUGUUCAUCCAUAUAAUCGCGUUGCUUGAUGGGCCUUUUCGCUAAGAUAGGAUUCGGCCAACACCACAGACUCUCUUCUCUCAACCCAUAGUAUAGACGCAGCGACUUUGCAAUACUCUGGCGGCAGCUCGCACGCACCGUAAUAGGGCUGCCAAUAGGGAUCCCGUGAUCGCAUAUCAGGCACUUCUCCUCCGCACAACUGUCUCCGGCCACUCCUUCCAGUCAACCAGUGUCCAAACUGCAUAUGCUUCUUGGACUAGUAGGGGUCCUCUGUGCGCAUUUAUAUCCUGCCACUUGUUGCUGUAAGCAUUAACCCACAUAAUUAGAUUAUUAAUUAACUAUGCCGUCUACUCAUCAAAAUGACAACCGAAAAUGCGGCUACAAAUGCAUUAUUUCUUCCUGCCUUUGUGGAUAUAGAGACAGUUCCACCAAUUUUCCUGUGAAGUUGUUCACUUUUCCAUCAGAUCCAUUAUUCUUCAAUAAAUGGGUUGAAGUUUGUCGUUUAGACAAAAAUUUGGUGAAGAGAACUGCACGAAUUUGUGAACGGCAUUUUAAGCCUGAGUAUAUAGGAAAGCGUCGAUUAAAGUCCAAUGCGGUUCCAACAUUAAACCUUUCUCCGCUGACUCCAUUAAAUGCAAGUAUUUGUAAUGAGAAUACAUUUUCUGGCCAUUCAGUAGGCAACAAACCAAUUGAAAAGCCAAUGAAAUCAAAGAGAAUCAAACUGGACGAAGUGCAUGAUAAGAUUUCAAACAACCUAGAGCAAGAGUCUGAAACAGAAACGUCUGAGGAUGAUUCUUUGGCAGAUUAUGACUUAAAUGCAAGUAUUUGUGACGAGAAUUCAUUUUCAGACAUUUCAGUAGACAACCAACCAAUCGAAAAACGUAUGAAAUCAAAGAAAAUCAAACUGACCGAAAUGCAUAAUAAAGUUUCGAACAAACUAGAGCAAGAGUCCGAAACAGAAACGUCUGAGGAAUAUUCAGUUAAAGAUAAUGAAUCGGAAGAUUCAUUUGAAGACAAUGAAUCGAUAGAUAUGGAAUUGUGCAAAAAGAUGACAAAAAAAGAUUCGUCCGUUAAAAAAAAACACUACCGCCCAAACGGUUGCAGGUGCAUUAUUUCUUCCUGUCGUUGGGGAUAUAGAAAUAAUACGAAAGAUUCCCGCGUUAGAUUAUUCCAAUUUCCGUCGAAUCUAGCCUGGUUUAAUAAAUGGGUUAAGGCUUGUAAUUUAGACAGCAAUUGUAUCAAAAAAACUGCACGAAUUUGCGAACGCCAUUUCCAGUCCAAGUAUAUAGGAAAGCUUCGAUUGAAGCCCGAAGCAAUACCAACACUGAACUUGUCUGAUAAUACUCUAUUGUCUCCAUUGAAUACAGGUAUUUGUGACGAGAAUACAUUUUCAGGCAUUAAGGUAUACAAAACACCAAUUGAAAAACCUAUAAAAUCAAAGAGACUCAAACUGGGCGAAGUGUAUAAUACAAUUUCAAACGACCUUGAGCCGGAGUCCGAAACUGAAACGCCUAAUGACGAUCCAUUUGAAGAUAAUGAAUCGAUUGAAAUAGAAUUGUCCAAAAAGGGACCAAAAGGAGAAUCGUUCGCUAAUCAAAAAGACAACCAAAAAUGCGCUGGCAAAUGCAUUAUUUCUUCUUGCCUUUACGGACAUAGAACAAAAAUUACCAAUUUUUCUGUAAAGUUAUACAAAUUUCCAUCGGAUCCAUUAUUCUUCAGUAAAUGGGUUGAGAUUUGUCGUUUGGAUAGAAAUUUGGUGACAAAAACAGCCCGAAUUUGCGAACGGCAUUUUGAUGCCAAGUAUAUAGGAAAUCUUCGAUUGAAGCCCGAAGCAAUACCAACGUUAAAAUUGUCUGAUAAUCCUGCAUUGAAACCACUGCAUGAAGAAAGUUAUGGUGAGAAUUCAUUUUUAGGCAAUGCAGAAGAUAACGAACCAAUUGAAAAACCAAUGAAAUCAAAGAGAAUCAAACUGGCUGAAAGACAUAAUACAAUUUCAAAGGAUCUAAAUCAAGAGUCCGAAACAGAAACGCCUGAUGAAGAUCCCCUAGAAAAUAAUGAAUCGAUUGAUGUCAAACGUUGUGAAAACUGCAUAGAAAAGGAGAAAAACGAGGCAUAUUUCACAAAAAAAUACUUUGAGAUAUUGGCAGAAAAAAGAAAAAAAGAAGAAGACUUUAACAAAUUAAAGAAACGAUAUGUGGCCCUAAAAAAAUGUAUAUCUCGGGACAAAAGGCGUCGGAGAAUUAGAGCUAACACAAAUUAUUGUGUUCUUCCCAUAAUAGCCAACAUGUCUCAUGUUUCUGCAGAAGCAAAAGCUAUAUGUAUCAUGCUUUUGAAAAAGACAAAGAUAUUUAGCUCCGCAGAAAAAGUUAUUGCGCAAAAUAUACACUUUUACUCGAAAAGGACUUAUGAAUAUCUCCGAGAUGUUUUACAUUUAAAUUUGCCAACAAAUCGCUCUUUAGAUCGAUGGGCUGUGCGUUUCGGACCAGGAUUUAGUCCCGAUUUAGUAGGCGAGCAGUCCGAGUAAUUGCUAAAGGUAAAAUAAGCAGUAAUUGUGGCGAGGUCUUCGUUUCAACUAUAUAUGCACAUGAUACUCAAGGCAACGAAAAGUAUGGCCAAAAUUCAAAAAGCCGUUGGGGAGACAAGUCUGUGUUUUCAUGAUUAGAAAUCUGGAAUUAUAUUGUAAGCAAAUGGUACAGAACACAAACAAAAGUAAUUGCCUCGGGGCUUAAUGUAAUAACAGCUAUUUGCAAUUUAAAUUUAUAUUUAUUUCAUGCUAUUUUCCAGCGCUACAAGCCUAAACUUAUUAUUAAUUACUUAUUACUUACUAGGAGUGAGUUAUUUUCUUUCGAAACCCAUAUUAAACCAAAGGCCACUGUUCAAACAAGAACUCAUUAUUAAACACGUUCAAUUAUGUAAACCGAACUCUAUCGUUUACAUAAAUUAGCGGGGUGUGAGCGGAGGUCUAUUAAUCCAUUAACAAGCACGACAACAAAACAAAAGUGGAGAAACACUUAUCCAAUAUAGUCCCAAAAUAACACUUAUGGAUGCAUGCACUCGAAUUGCAAGCCGCAUUAACUUUGUAUCCAUUCCGUGGGUCUUGCACCUCAUACCUUAUUGUUAGAUUAUAUAUGUAUAAGGCUUGGAUUUUAAGAAUAAAAUUGAGUUCGAAUUUACUACUCAACUCACAA